AUUAAAAUGGCAAUGAUUUACGGAGACAAUCAAAUUGUAAUGCAUUCGCUAAUUUGUUUUUCACACGAUUGUUUGAUGAAUGUCAGUAAAAAUUCGUAUACUUUUGAAACAUGCCGCUCAUUGGGAUAAAAGUACAGAGUGACCCAAAGUAACGAACCAAUUAUCACUGCUCAAAGUACAGAUUCAAAUAAUGAAACCAAUUCCAAGUUACCAGAAACUUCUCCAAUCAGAGAGAAUCAGUCUUCAACUUCUAGUACUGAGGUCACGUCAGCUCGAAAAAUGGUUAAAGGUAAACAUAAAGUUGGAUUUGAUCAAAAGUGGACCGAAAACAGACCAUGGCUGUUUGUAGAAAAAUCAGACAAUGGACAAACAAAUGCAAUGUUUUGUAAACUUUGCCAAAAACACAAAAGCCGAGGCAUGAAUGGUAGUGUUACUUGGACUGAAAAAGGUUGUGUGACAAUCAGGAAAGAUAAAGUAACUGAUCAUGAAAAUUCUGAAAUGCACAAGUUCUCUUUAAGGCUUGAGACUGAGGAACAACUUGGUAUUCAUUCAGCCUUCAGUGAAAAACGCCUUCCUAUGGGUGAAAAAGAGUUUGAAGCAGUAACAUGUGCUACAAAAAUCCUACAUUUCUUAAUAAAACAUAACAUUCCCCAUACAACAGUGUUUAAAGAUUUCAUUAACUUCGCAACAACAGAACUAAAAUGCCCUGCAUUACAGCACCUAGAAAAAGGUAAAAAUGCCAUGUACACCAGCAACACAGUAGUAAAUGAAUUGGUAAAUUGUAUGGUUGAUGACAUUGAGAGUACAUUAAAAGAUAGAGUAGAGAGAAGUCCUGGCUAUGCUGUUAUGACUGAUGAAACAACAGAUGUAACUAAUGAUAAGCAUUUGGCAUUCUGUGUAAAGUAUGUUGAUGUUGAUAGUGGUGAUGUUUGUGUAGACUAUAUAAAGGAUGUUAAGGUGGAUGAUGGCAAAGCUGAGACAAUAUUUUGUGAGACCAAGUCUGUUAUUGAGGAAUUAAAUGUAGACAACUUUGUCGCUUUUGGGUCUGAUGGGUGUAAUACAAUGAUUGGAAAGAAAACAGGGGUGGCUACACGUCUUAAAGCAAUGAAACCUGAAAUUGUUACGAUUCAUUGCCACAAUCAUCGCCUUGCGUUAGCAGCUAAGGAUAGUUUUGAAUCAAUUAAAGUGAUGAGAGACACAGACGAUUUAUUAAGUCAUACCUUCAAAUACUACCAUGCUCCUGCUAAUAGAACCGCUUCUUUAGGGAAACUUCAGAAGUUGCUGGAUGAUAGUGGGAAUAAAAAAAUUAAGCAGGCCGCCCACACAAGAUGGUUAUCUCAUUUAGAUGCCGUGUCUUCUUUAAGGGACAGUUAUUCAGCAGUUAUAAGUGAUUUGGAAAAUGCUGUUGAGUCUGGUAAUGAUAAGGUUAGAUUGGGUAGUGGUCCAUCUGCUAAUGGCUUAGCAAAGAAGCUUAAAACAUAUGAAUCAGUGCAUAUUGUACACUUUCUGUGUGAUGCCCUUAAACCCCUUACAACAUUGGCCUUAACGUUUGAAAGAAAUGACAUUGAUCUGUCCUUGGUGAAACCACGAAUGGAAUCUACUAUUAGUUCGUUGAAAAAACUGAAGCAGAGUGAAGGGCUAAGCACCAAAAGAGCAGCAAAAAUUGUAAGUGAACAUAACAUAAAUGUUACAGAGCAGAAGAUUGAGUCUGUUAAGAAAGCAGAACAUUUGUUCAUUGAUAAUUUGGUUGACCACAUUGAGAGAAGACUAGAUUCAUCAGAUGUUGUAGAUUGUAUGAGUGUUUUUAAUAUGGCAGAUCAGUCUACAUUCUAUGGUAAUGAUGAGAUCAUGUAUUUGGCUGAACAUUUCAGAAUGGAUGUAGAUGAAACUUUGCAAGAAUGGGAAACUGUAAAAAGUUCUCUAGCCAAUAUUGAGUCCAAAGACAUUGCUGGUGCAAUGAACAUGAUUAAAAUCUUGAACUCUGUUAAACAUGUGACGGGAAAUUACUGUCCACACAUUGAAAAACUGUGUGCAACUGCAGCAGUUUCUACCUAUUAGUACUGCUGAGGUUGAAAGAGUGUUUUCAGAUGUAGCUAGAACAAAGACUGAAAUCAGAAACAGGUUGAGUGUCAAUAGUGUGCAUCAGCUUCUUAUGAUUCACAGAAAUGAUAAAUACCUUGACAUUGAGAGAACUGUUAAAAAGUGGCACAGCUUAAAACCAAGACGGAUAAACUAAGAACUGUUUGUGACUGAAAUAGUAGCUGUAUGUACCUCAAGAAGGUGUAUAGUUCUGUAUGCCACCCUGGCAAAAAAGUGAUUAGACAAUUAAUUGUGUUACAAUGAACAGCUUAAUUCUGUGUGUGCUAAAAUAUUGUGAACAAUUUUAAAGAAAAUGUCAUAUUUGUUUGUUCAUGUGUAUUUUUGAAGGUUUCAUGUUCAUUUUUCUCAUGACUGUCUUCUGUCCUAUUUUUAUAGAUUUAAAGCACAUGGAAAUUAUAUUUCAAUGAAAGAUUUGUACUGUCUGUAUAUAUUUGUAUCAAUUACUUUAUUGCAGGGCUACAUUUACAUUGUCACAUUUUAUGUAUAUUUUAAGGUUUCAUGUUAAAAACUUGCAUAACAGUACUAUAAAUUCUUAAUAUAAUGAGAUUAUGACUGUAUAUAUUUAUGUCAAUGAAUUUAUUGCAGGGCAUCAUUUAUAUAGCUGCAAACACAACACCAGAUGUCAUAUUUUAUGCAUUCUGUACAAGAUUCAUGUUAAAUUUUUCUUAAACCUUUUAUUUACAGUUCAUAGAAAUUACAUUAUCAUAUAACUUUAUUAGUGAAAGAAGAAAUAUAUUUGUCUCAGGACUACAUAAAAUUUUAUAUUCCACCAAACAAGAUAUUAUUUUUAUUCAUCCUUAAAAAUGUUUUAUGUGACUGUCAUAUUAUUUUGGUCAAUUGUGAUGCUAUGAGUUGUUAAAUACAUGUAUUUAAAAUGAUUUGAAAUAAAAAGUGUUCUUUUGCUUUGUCUUUGUCUGUGCUAUAUACCUAUCAUCUAAAAAUUCUGAGUCUUUAAAAAUCAUGUAUUAAAUGUGAAGCGUUUCCCUUUGACACAUGUUCCACCCUGCCCUUUUUGAUGCCUCCCUGCCCCUUUUUCAAGUCUAGAAUAAU
Ruditapes philippinarum (Manila clam) is the source of this 3150-nucleotide messenger RNA. Its product is annotated as E3 SUMO-protein ligase KIAA1586-like. The transcript has 2 exons. The record is from RefSeq and is a predicted model, not a curated record. Lineage: Eukaryota; Metazoa; Mollusca; Bivalvia; Venerida; Veneridae. The coding region runs from base 280 to 2058 and encodes 592 amino acids.